AUGACGUUGAUGCCUCUCUCUGUCAAUCCUCCUCACCCUUCCUCGCGCCUUCUUCCCCACCGCAUGGAAGUGUCGCAGCAUGACUACGACCCAUCCCUAGGCUUUCGUAUCAAGGGCAAGGCCAAACUACGAGAUGCUCCUCAAGACACCUGCGUCAUCUGUCUGGACACGGUCACCGAACGCGCCGUCGCCGUACCUUGCAACCACCUGAACUUCGACUUUCUGUGUCUAUGCAGCUGGACUCAAGAACAUCCCUCUUGCCCACUAUGCAAGACUCCUCUCACAGCCAUUGAGUACGACUGGCGUUCUCCCGACGACCGUAAAGUCUACAUUAUUCCAAAGAAAGAGGAGCCAAAGACACCCAGUGUCGCAACAGGCACAUCUCGCUUUCGUCCACCGCGCCGUACACUUGCCCAGUCGCACCAUACCACAAAUCGCAACCCCGAUGCUGCUCUCGCUUUUCGCCGCCGCAUCUACGCAGACCAGAACUACAGUCUCCACGUAGGCACGAAUCGCACUUCGCAAUACCGCAACUUCACUCCCGCCACCUUCACCACCUCUGCCGCUCUUCAGUCCCGUGCUCGCCUUUUCAUGCGUCGCGAGUUUCAGGCCUUCGACUUUCUCGCUGAAAACAACGCUAGACUCGGCUUUCUGAUAGAAUACAUUGUGGCUGUACUGAAGACGACCGAGAUCAAAGAUGCUUCUGGCUCCGCGAGUACUUUGGCCGCCGAAUUCCUGGGCACGAAUGCCGCCUCGCUAUUUCUUCACGAACUCGAAGCUUGGCUGAGGAGUCCGUAUGAGAGAUUGGAAGAUUGGGACCGUCAUGUCCAGUAUGCGCCUAAGAGACCUCGAUAUAUGAAUGGAUGA
Molecule: messenger RNA, 867 nt
Organism: Aureobasidium subglaciale EXF-2481
Lineage: Eukaryota; Fungi; Ascomycota; Dothideomycetes; Dothideales; Saccotheciaceae
Exons: 1
Coding region: 1-867 (288 amino acids)
Biological process (GO): protein monoubiquitination; protein polyubiquitination
Molecular function (GO): ubiquitin protein ligase activity
Source: RefSeq, a predicted model, not a curated record